CCGAUAACUCACGCCUCGAUCGACGACGACGCCAUUAGCCGCAGCGCUCACUAGGCAAUCCGGACGCGUCGUUGGCGUACACGUUCUCGCCAGCACACACCGGCAGCGAUCCAGCAUCGUGCACGGCGUCGCGCUGCGCAGCACACCAAAGCACACACAAGCCUCCGCAUUUGCCCAGGCGCCGCACGCCGUCGCACAGCAGACAUCGGCAUUCGCACAGCAGCGCAGCACAGCAACAGCAGCCAUGAAGGUCUUCAUCCACUACGAGGAACCGGCGGCCGAAUCAUUGAGACAAACUCUGAAAAUCACCUUACCGAAGAAAUGGGAAAUGGGGCCCUGCUCCAAUUUGAUGGACACCUUCAUCAAGUCGUACAACGCCAAGCAUCCUGAAAAUCAAAUGGUCGCGUCGCAGUACCGUUUAGAAACCGAGAUGCGCCAAGUCUUGCAGCCGCACACGACCGUGUGUGAAAAAGUUCAUGAUAGGGCUGACCUAUAUGUGAAGUUCGGGUCCGCACCCGCAGCCCCCAAACCGAUGCAGACCGUGAACAACGACAUGCUCGAUCCUUUGGAUCGCUGUCGCGCGUGCAAGCUGUUUGGGUGCAACAAAAAGUACACGGAAAGGGCGAAUAGCGAUGAUGCCUGCCGCCACCACACGAAGCCGCCCGUCUUCCACGAAACCGCAAAAUACUGGUCCUGUUGUCCGCAGAAGAAGGCCUACGACUGGGAGAGCUUCAUGCAGAUCAAGGGCUGCGCUACUGGUAGACAUAGCGAUAUCAAGCCGGGUGCAGCAGCACCGUUGGGCGGCUCGCACGUGCGCGGCCAGACAGCUACGGACCCGAAGCUGAAGAAGAUCGAGGACUUUAACGCCGGGAAGAGCGACGAGAAACCCCUGGACCUGCUGAAACGAGCCCUUGUGGCGAUCGGCUGCAGCGCCGACGACUUCGAGGCCGCGCGGGAGAAGCUGAAGGAGAAGUUCAAGGACGACGAGAAGGAAAUUACGGCGGAAUUUUGUGCUGAGAUCGGCUUCGGCCUCCACAACUUGAUCGGGACGACGCAACCAGCGACCGGUGGUCCAGACCCGUAUGGUGGUCCGCCACAGUUCAAGCCGCCGCCGAACUUUGCGCCUUAACAUUAGUUUUAUACACACUACGCACG
Pelagomonas calceolata is the source of this 1155-nucleotide messenger RNA. Lineage: Eukaryota; Pelagophyceae; Pelagomonadales; Pelagomonadaceae. The record is from the annotation of a GenBank genome assembly.